This is a messenger RNA of Diachasma alloeum, 2081 nucleotides long. RefSeq names its product zinc finger protein 549. Gene Ontology annotation, molecular function: zinc ion binding. The transcript is spliced from 5 exons. NCBI's taxonomy places the organism in Eukaryota, Metazoa, Arthropoda, Insecta, Hymenoptera, Braconidae. The coding region runs from base 350 to 1678 and encodes 442 amino acids. Gene Ontology annotation, cellular component: nucleus. The record is from RefSeq and is a predicted model, not a curated record.
UUCCCGCUUCACAUCACCACUCGUAUCGGAAAAGUCACUUCACACGGCAACAAACUAGGAACUCGUCACCCACCCUCACACACGUGCGAGUGAUUCGUUGUAAACAAUACCUAGGAGUUCUAUUGUCGUUGCACUGCGUCGAUCUAGUCUAAACUAGGGAUCUAGUCCACAUUUCAGGGAUCGCACUGAUCAACACGAUAAUCGAUCAGCUGAUUUUCGAUUCCAAAAGACAGUCCAAGGUUGUUCCAUCCAUUGUUGCAUCUGGAUUUAUUUCGGAGAGAACGGCGGGAUUUUUAUGUGAAAAUUCACUGGUUGAGUGACAUGAAUUGAGGGAUCAGAGGCACCAACAAUGGAUUCAACUGAGGAGCAGACGUGCAGAUUGUGCACGAUUCAGGGGACUAACUACACACCGAUCUUUCGGAAAAGCGAGGGGAAUGUGGGGAGGAUGAUCAGGUGUUUGCCCGUUCAGAUUCGAUCGGGUGACGGACUACCCAAUCACAUAUGCCCCGGUUGUCUCGACGCCCUGGAGGUGAGCUACAACCUCCACAUCCUGUGUCUCAAAGCGAACCUCGAGCUCCUCGAGAGAUCCUCAAUCCAGAGAAGAAAAAAAUUGUUGCAUAGAGAGCGCUCCCGCCUGGAAGUUAAAACGAGGGAGAAAAAAUCGAGUGAAGAUGACUCCGACUCUGGCAAGGACCCCAUCAUCAUCGAGACCUAUCACUUCCCCGAGGCAGUGUACAACGACCUCUCGAAUCACAAGGAUUUCUCCGAGAUCUUCCAGAGGGUGCCGGAAGUCAAGCUCGAGAGGCUGGACGACAAUCUCAGUUGGAGCAGUGGCCAAGACGUCAAUCACAACGAUCUGUCAAUCGCUUUCGUCGAUACUCGGUGCAAACAGGAGCCCCUCGACAUCGAUGAGCCUGGCCCCUCUGGACACCAGGAGCAGACCGUUGAGAUGAAGGAAGAGAGUGACUCUUCGAUUUUCGGAAAUUCGAAAGUCAUCACCUUCAGAGAUCCACAACGUACCUGUAAAAACUGUGGCAGGACAGCUUCAGCGAAGGAGUUUCGUCUUAUCAAACGUAAGAACAAUCGCAUCCGAGUGCGCGCAGAUCGAUGUAAUAUGUGUGAUAACAGGAAGCCUAGAAUUUACAAUCGUAAACUUCGGACUAUAGAUCAGCCAUGCUGGAGUAUUGAGAACAGCCAGGAGCCUGAGAGCUACGAGCCCAACGUUAUCCAGGAUUUCGACGAUUUUAAGAAUUUUCAUGUGUCUAAUGAACAUUCGUACGCUCGCUUCGCUCGUUCCUGUGCUCUCAAAACCAUAUGGAAACAACAAUUGGCUAGAGUUACAUCACCCUCCAACGAAAAAAAAUCACCGAAGGAGAAACAGGUACCCCUGCGCCAUCCCUGCCUCUUCUGCGGCAAAACCUGUGUAUCUAGCAUUAGAUUGAAAUAUCACAUAGCAGUCCAACACACGCCCCCGGAGAGAUGGGAGCAUCACUGUGAUUUGUGUGGAGCAACAUUUCCAGUUCGUGGCGACUUGCUGAGACAUCAGGCGUCUGGUCACACUCACGAGCGAAAAUUCACGUGCGACGUGUGUCCCCUGACUUUUGUGUCCCAUAAGAGUUUGAUGGCACACCGAACUCUGCGACAUGUAAAUAUUCCGAAUUAUAAGAAAGAGAGUUGAAAUGAACGUUUGGUCGGUGGGGAGAAAGUUUUUGUGUUCUUGAACUGUUGAGAGGAACUCAAUUGUUCGACUUACCUUUUACUUCGGUUUAUGCACUGUAAAAAAUUUGACAUUAAAAUUUCUAAUAGAAGCUACUCGAGAUUCAAAACGUCCACGAAUUCAGGCUCAAUUUUAUAAUGCUGCAGUGAAAUUCGUUCGAUCUAGGCCAAGAAUAAUGAUUUUAUAGGAAUUCUAUUGGAAAUUCCAUUGUUUUUUUUUCAUUUCUAUUGAGGAGGAUAUGAUUAAUAAUAAUUAUAUCCGGAUAAUUUUUUCGGCAAGAUAAGUAUUUGGCAAUUUUGUAAUGAAAAAAAACAGAAUACAGAGAACAAUUUUUUUCGUUAAAUAUUUGUGAAAAAAAGUUGGG